UUCAACAAAUCGGUUGGCACGGGUAUUUUAAAAACAAAACGAUCGAUCGUAUUUGCAUCAUAUUGUUAGCACGCAAAGCUUUAAUAUUUUUUUUUUUGGUUGUUUGUUUGAAGCAAAAAGUUGGCGUGUUGAAAAAGGAUCAAAUAAAAUGUUGAAUAUAAUAAAAUUAGCAAUUUUAAUACAAAUUUUUCAAAUCUCAACUGUGAUCACAACGGAAAAAUUUCUGCGACGAUUUCCAAAAGACUUUAUAUGGGGCGUGGGUUCGUCAUCGUAUCAAAUUGAAGGUGGCUGGAAUGCCGAUGAUAAAGGUGAAUCUAUUUGGGAUUUUAUGACACACAAUCAACCCGCAAAGAUAGCCGAUCAAUCAAAUGGCGAUAUAACAUCUGAUAGCUAUCAUCAUUGGCGCAGGGAUGUGCAAAUGUUGCGCGAAUUACAUGUUAAAGUUUAUCGUUUCUCGAUAUCAUGGCCCCGCAUACUGCCGACCGGUCACAUGAAUCACGUUAGCACGGCUGGCAUUAAGUACUACAGCAAUCUUAUAGAUGAACUGUUGCACUACAACAUUACGCCCAUGGUGACAAUGUAUCAUUGGGAGCUACCGCAGCGUUUGCAAGAAUUGGGCGGUUGGACUAAUGCUGAAAUUAUACCACUUUUUAAGGACUAUGCUCGCUUGUUGCUGGAAAUGUUUGGGGAUCGUGUGAAAAUUUGGACCACCAUUAAUGAGCCUUGGCAUGUGUGUGAGCAUGGCUAUGGCGUAGAUUAUAUGGCACCAGCCUAUAAUUAUCCGGGUAUACCGGCUUAUUUAUGUGGCCAUAAUAUACUCAAGGCCCAUGCCGAAGUUGUGCACAUGUAUCGUGAUGAGUACAAGAAAUCUCAAAAGGGUCGUAUAGGCAUAACUGUGGAUGUUUCGUGGCCCGAACCCAAAACAGAUUCCAGCGAAGACCGUGAAGCUUCUGAAAGAGCCAUGCAAUUUUAUGUGGGUUGGUUUGCUCAUCCUAUAUUUUCUCACCAUGGCAACUAUCCGGCUAUUAUGAUCGAUCGCAUACACAAUCUCAGCAAGGAACAGGGCUUUACACAAUCUCGUUUGCCCGAAUUUACCAAAGAAGAAAUUCAACGUAUUAGAGGCACUUCCGAUUUCUUUGGCAUCAACAGCUACACCACGAAUUUGGUGACCAAAAACGAUCACAACAAUUCAGCAGAAUUUCCGGUGCCUUCGUUCAAUCAUGAUAUGGGUGUGGUGGAAACUCAAGACCCCAAAUGGACUGGCUCAGGAUCUGUAUGGCUGAAGGUUGUGCCCAAGGGAAUGUACAAUUUAUUGAUGUGGAUUAAACGAGAAUACAACAACCCCAAUGUAAUUGUUACUGAAAAUGGUGUUAGCGACCGGGGAGGCUUGGAGGACUAUGCUCGCGUUGAUUACUACAACAUGUAUUUGAGUGCUGUCUUAGAUGCCAUGGAAGAUGGUGCCAAUAUCGAGGGUUACAUAGCCUGGAGUCUGAUGGACAGUUAUGAGUGGAAAGCUGGCUUUACAGAAAAAUUCGGCAUGUAUCAUGUGGACUUUAGUGAUCCUCAACGCAAACGUACCCCCAAAAUAUCAGCACGAGUAUAUGGCCACAUCUGCAAAACCCAUACCAUUGACUGGAACUAUCGUCCUUCAUUGGACAGUGAACAGAUCCAUGCAAUGUCCCGCUUAUCAGACUUGGAACAUAACUCAGGAAUCUAUAGUUAUGCAACUAAUCAACUCUUAGCCUGUACUUCUUUGUUAAUCUCUAUAAUUUUAGCUAAAUUUAUUAUUAUUUAAUUAUAAGUUUGUAUUACCCAACUUGCCUAACAACUAUCAGCUGAAAUCUUUUUUUGGUUGAGAAUACAAUGAGGCAAUCACAUUAUCUCACCGCCUGCCUCAUUGUCUUAUUGUGUUGUCUUGUCUUGUCUACUCUAGUAUAAGUCCAAUAAUGUUAAAAGUCUUAGUUUUUUAUCUUGUUUUGUGUUAUUAUUUUAAUAUUAUUUGUCUGUAUUAUAUAAAUAAUAAAAAAUACAUAAAAUGUUAAUAUACUAAAAUUAACAAUAAUAAUAAUAAUGAUAAAUAAAUAAAUUAUUUGUUAUAAAAAAAUAAA
Messenger RNA from Calliphora vicina (urban bluebottle blowfly), 2108 nucleotides. Its product is annotated as myrosinase 1. The coding region runs from base 149 to 1795 and encodes 548 amino acids. The transcript is spliced from 6 exons. The record is from RefSeq and is a predicted model, not a curated record. Gene Ontology annotation, molecular function: beta-glucosidase activity. Gene Ontology annotation, biological process: carbohydrate metabolic process. Lineage: Eukaryota; Metazoa; Arthropoda; Insecta; Diptera; Calliphoridae.